UCUACUAAAUACAAGACGUACAGAGUCGAUAUAUCAAAUAGGCCAAAUUGCACCUGCGAAAUCUUCGAAAAGUAUAUAACAUGCGACCAUGUGAUAUAUGUAUAUUUAGAAGUGUUGAAAAACAACAGCUACAUAUAUCAGCAUGGUCUUGAUGAUGAAGAGCUAC
Molecule: messenger RNA, 166 nt
Organism: Funneliformis mosseae
Lineage: Eukaryota; Fungi; Glomeromycota; Glomeromycetes; Glomerales; Glomeraceae
Source: the annotation of a GenBank genome assembly